AUGGCAAAAGCUGUGUUCUUAAAUUUUUGCAUAUUUCUUCUUGUUAUCACCAUACUUGUGUGCCAUGAAAUCACACCGACCGAGGCAAGACACUUGAUAACCCAAAGAAAGCCAAUUAAAAACAGCAGAAAAACUACCCUCAAGGUACACGACAGCUUGAGCAUAGCCGCCGUCGGCUCUGUGAAGAAGAGUGGCAUUAGCAAAGAAGAACACGGUGUUGAUGAGUUCCGGCCAACAACUCCCGGAAACAGCCCCGGCAUUGGCCAUUCCAUUAAAACCUAG
This is a messenger RNA of Microthlaspi erraticum, 282 nucleotides long. Lineage: Eukaryota; Viridiplantae; Streptophyta; Magnoliopsida; Brassicales; Brassicaceae. The record is from the annotation of a GenBank genome assembly.